Messenger RNA from Equus quagga, 2149 nucleotides. Its product is annotated as cyclin-dependent kinase 20. Gene Ontology annotation, molecular function: ATP binding; cyclin-dependent protein serine/threonine kinase activity. Gene Ontology annotation, biological process: protein phosphorylation. The record is from RefSeq and is a predicted model, not a curated record. Gene Ontology annotation, cellular component: nucleus. Lineage: Eukaryota; Metazoa; Chordata; Mammalia; Perissodactyla; Equidae. The coding region runs from base 272 to 1369 and encodes 365 amino acids. The transcript is spliced from 8 exons.
CCGCCAUCGCUCUGGCCCCGGCGCUGGCGUUGUCCCCGCGGGAGACUUCCGCCGAGUGAAGCGCGCCGCGGAGUGACAGCGGGCCUCCGGGGAGGGCGUAGACGAGGCCCGGGCGCGUCCCCACGGCCCUCGGCCGCCCGCCCGGCGCUCGUCGCCGCCCCGUUGCUAGGCAGCCGCGUCGGGGCGCGGGAGGCGGGGCGGGCGGCCGGGGAGGGGCCCGAGCCAGCGGGGAGGCCGGGGUAGGGGUGCGGGGCCCGGGGCCGCGAGGGCCAUGGAGCAGUACUGCAUCCUGGGCCGCAUCGGGGAGGGCGCGCACGGCAUCGUCUUUAAGGCCAAGCACGUGGAGACUGGAGAGAUCGUCGCCCUCAAGAAGGUGGCCCUGCGGCGGCUGGAGGACGGCAUCCCCAACCAGGCCCUGCGGGAGAUCAAGGCGCUGCAGGAGAUCGAGGACAGUCAGUAUGUGGUGCAGCUGAAGGCCGUGUUCCCACACGGCGCGGGCUUCGUGCUGGCCUUCGAGUUCAUGCUGUCAGAUCUGGCCGAGGUGGUGCGCCAUGCCCAGAGGCCGCUGGCCCAGGCGCAUGUCAAGAGCUACCUACAGAUGCUGCUCAAGGGGGUCGCCUUCUGCCAUGCCAACAACAUCGUGCAUCGAGACCUGAAACCAGCCAACCUGCUCAUCAGUGCCUCGGGCCAGCUAAAGAUAGCGGACUUCGGCCUGGCCCGGGUCUUUUCCCCAGACGGCAGCCGCCUCUACACGCACCAGGUGGCCACCAGGGUAGCCUGCUGUCAGACUGGUGACCUGGCUGUGACCGCCUGCCCUCCUCCUCACAGAUGGUACCGAGCCCCCGAGCUCCUGUACGGUGCCCGCCAGUAUGACCAGGGUGUCGACCUGUGGGCCGUGGGCUGCAUCCUGGGGGAGCUGUUGAAUGGGUCCCCCCUUUUCCCUGGGGAGAAUGACAUCGAACAGCUUUGCUGUGUGCUUCGUAUCUUGGGCACUCCCAGCCUUCAAGUCUGGCCGGAGAUCACGGAGCUGCCCGACUACAACAAGAUCUCCUUCAAGGAGCAGGCGCCUGUGCCCCUGGAGGAGGUGCUGCCCGACGCCUCUCCCCAGGCCUUGGACCUGCUGGGGCAGUUCCUCCUGUACCCUCCGUGCCAGCGCAUCUCAGCCUCCAAGGCUCUCCUGCACCCAUACUUCUUCACGGCUCCCCUGCCUGCCCACCCCUCGGAGCUGCCGAUUCCCCGGCGUCCAGGGGGCCCUGCCCCUAAAGCCCAUGCGGGGCCGCCCCACAUCCAUGACUUCCACGUGGACCGGCCUCUCGAGGAGUCUCUGUUGGAUCCGGAGCUCAUUCGACCCUUCAUCCCAGAGGGCUAAGACACUGGGCCAGGCCCCAUCCCUGCCCCCAUGACCGCCUGGGCCUCUUGUUCCUCUGCUCCAGCCUGACUUGACCCCCGCCAGCCUUCCCAUGGCCACAUGGGGCCCACUCGAUACAUGGGCCUGCUCCCAGCCAGGUAACGAGGACAUCCAGCCCCAGCAGAGCAGACCCAGGUCAUGUGUCUGCAUGCUGCUGACUUACCCACCAGAAAGAGACAGGCACCCUGCUGCCGAGCCCGCCGGGGUGCUGGUUCUUCAGGCGCUGGCUUCCUGGUCAGGGAUGGUCUUGGUGGGGCUAUUGGGGCAGCACAGAGUGUGAGCUCUCCUCAUGUCAGAAGUGUAAGUGGGAAGGGAGGUUUGGUUUGGUUUUGCUCUCAGAGACAUUAAACACUAGUUCAGUUUUGAGUUUUAUUUUAAAAAUUGUAAGUAGUUCUGCCUGGGGUCUGCCCUUCUUCCCUUCCUGUCAAGGGGAGUGGCUGAGGUAGCAUCGUCUCCUGGCCCUCACUUCUCUGUGGUUGCUGGGAAAGUGACCCCAUUCACGGCUACUCUAGUCCUGGGGGUGUCAUAGGACAGAGCUCCCAUUUGGAGGUGAAGUCAAGGCCCAGUGAUGGCUCAGGUUGAGGACCCAACGCCGUAAACUGGUUUGCCAGCAUGUCUGCCUUCAGGAUAAGAGUGAGCCAGGACCAGAUGGGCCACCACCUUACUUGGAUAUCAAGCAAAUCAAGGGACAGGCAUUCCUGGAACCCAUUUGUUGGUUCAGUAAAUCCCAAUACAACCCCA